GGACCAUGAGACCCGCGAGAAACUGGGCCCCUCUGGCAGCGACCGUGCUGGCCGCAACGGCCCUGCUGCUAAGACCGAUCCACGCUGAGGCGCCAAUUUCGGGCAACUAUCUGCCACCCUCAACCAGUUACGGCACCCCUAAUCUAGGAGGUGGCGGUGGCGGCGGUGGCGGCGGUGGCGGCGGCGGCGGCGGCUAUUCCGGCGGUAGCAGUGGAGGAAUAUCGACGAGCUACGGUGCGCCUUCGAGCGGCGGUGGCGGAUUCGGCGGGGGUGGCGGAUUUGGCGGGGGUGGCGGAGGUGGCGGUUACUCCGGAGGUGGUCGACCUUCCUCGACCUACGGAGCGCCGAGUCAAGGUGGCAGUGGCGGUGGCCGCGGAUACUCCAGUGGCGGUGGCGGCGGAUAUUCCGGUGGCGGCGGAACGCCGUCCUCCAGCUACGGAGCACCCCCCUCAACGAGCUACGGAGCACCCCCUUCGUCAAACUAUGGAGCACCACCCUCAGCGAGCUACGGGGCACCGUCUAGCGGUGGUGGCGGCGGUGGACUCGGGGGUGGUUUCGGCGGAGGAGCUCCUUCUAGCAGCUACGGAGCGCCGCCAUCCAGCAAUUAUGGAGCGCCUUCCAGCAGUUAUGGAGCGCCUAGCUCUGGCGGAGGAGGAGCACCGUCCUCUAGCUAUGGAGCCCCGUCCCGUCCGUCCAGCAGCUAUGGGGCGCCAUCCGUAGGACGUCCGUCUUCAACCUAUGGUGCGCCUUCCAGCGGAGGUGGCGGAUUCGGCGGGGGUGGUUUUGGUGGUGGCGGCGGCUUCGGCGGCGGUAAACCUGGCGGCGGCGGCGGCGGCUUCGGCGGCGGUUUUGGCGGUGGAGCCCCUUCUUCGAGCUACGGAGCGCCUUCUUCGACUUAUAGCGCACCCUCUACAAGCUAUGGGGCACCACCUUCCACUAGCUAUGGAGCGCCCAGUUCCGGCGGCUACAGUGGUGGCGGUGGAUAUUCCGGUGGCGGCGGAGCGCCGUCCUCUACUUACGGUGCACCUUCGGGAGGUGGCGGCGGAUAUUCCGGCGGUGGCGGAAGACCGUCAACGUCUUAUGGUGCCCCAUCCGGUGGUGGCGGUUUCGGAGGCGGCUCUGGCGGUUACUCUGGAGGCGGCGGAGGCGGCAGACCGUCGUCGACUUACGGUGCGCCGAGCUUUGGCAGCGGCGGUGGCGGCGGAGGCGGACAGAGUUAUGCCAGUAAUGGAGGAUACCAAUACUAAUCCAGACACGUGUUCACCCGGCGAAAUGAUCUCCGUGCUCAAUCGCGUCGGCUUCCGUCAAGUUUCCCGGAUUGGACGUCAAGAGUCAUCGGUUCGAUUGAUCCGUGUAUCAGAAAACGGGCGUCGAUCGCCCGUAACCGAGAGGC
Messenger RNA from Formica exsecta, 1393 nucleotides. Its product is annotated as loricrin-like. The transcript is spliced from 5 exons. Gene Ontology annotation, biological process: positive regulation of transcription by RNA polymerase II. Gene Ontology annotation, cellular component: RNA polymerase II transcription regulator complex. The record is from RefSeq and is a predicted model, not a curated record. NCBI's taxonomy places the organism in Eukaryota, Metazoa, Arthropoda, Insecta, Hymenoptera, Formicidae. The coding region runs from base 6 to 1247 and encodes 413 amino acids. Gene Ontology annotation, molecular function: transcription coactivator activity.